Molecule: messenger RNA, 1542 nt
Organism: Adineta steineri
Lineage: Eukaryota; Metazoa; Rotifera; Eurotatoria; Adinetida; Adinetidae
Source: the annotation of a GenBank genome assembly
AUGUCAUCAGCAUUAAUUCAUACAUAUUUAUUAUCAUCUGUUGAAACAAAUUCAUUACUAUUAUCACACGUUCGUACUAUAAUUAAAUUUUAUAUAUGGCCAUUACUUGUUUUAUUUGGUUUAACUGGUAAUUGUUUAUCCAUACUUGUUUUAACUCGACGUCGUCUUAUAAGAACAAGUACAAAUAACUAUUUAACAAUCUUAGCUUUAUUUGAUUCAUGUUAUCUAAUAUUUACUCUACUACUUAAUUUUGCAUCACAUCCAAAAUUUUCUCAAUAUUCAUUUACACAAACAUUGUUAUAUCUCUUACGUCCAUUAGCUGAUUUUUCUUCAAAUACAGCUACAUGGUUAAUUGUUUGUUUUACACUUGAACGUACAUUAGCUGUUGCUAAACCAAUCUAUGCUAAACGUACAUGUUCAGUACGACGUUCACGUCGUGUUAUAUGUACUCUAUUAAUAAUGUGUUUUUUAGUUACAUUACCGACAUUUUUCGAACGAAAUUUAGUACGUGAAGAUCAUAAUAAUGAUAUAACGGAAACAAAUAAUUUAUUAAAACAUAAAGAUUUCUUUCUUCAUCUUCAUCGUGUAUAUUUAGUAUUUAUAUGUAUUGUUAUUAUAUGGAUACCACUUCUAGUACUUUGUGUAUGUAAUUCAAUUCUUAUAUGGUAUGUUCAUCGUUCCCGUCAUUUUGAUGAUGACAUACAAUCAUCAAACACUUAUGAUUCUGAUCAAAAUUCUUCAAGUUCAGUAAAUAAAACCGAAUAUUCCACAACAAAUCGUCGUCGAUCAUCAUCAUCUUCAGUAAAUAUAUCAAAUUCAUUUCAAUUACGUCGGCAUAGUCGUUCCGUACUUCGAAAACGUCGUGUAACUAUUGUAUUAAUAUUUUGUUUAUCUGUUGCACUUUUAUUAUGGACACCACAAAGUUUAUCAUUAACAUAUGAAACAUUAAUUGAAAAUUAUUCAAAUAUGUCAGAAGAACAUCGAGUUAUUUUAUUAAUAUUUAAUAAUUUUGCAAAUUUAUUUCUUUGUAUUAAUGCAUCAAUUGAUUUAAUACUUUAUUGUUUUUUAUCAGAAAAAUUUGCAAGAACAUGUCGACAAAUUAUAUGUCGACAAUGUUCAAAUAAUCCAACACAAAUCGGACCACGUCCUCGUUUAAUGUCAAUUGAUCGUACAUCCUAUGCUAUGGCAACUUCACCUACAAAUCAUCAACAACAACAAUUAGCAGCUAAUAGAACUAAUAAAUAUUAUGUACAAUUAUAUGAUUUUUAUCGAAAUUCAUCGGGUUUAAAAAAGAAUGAAAAUAAAAAAUGGAAAAAGAAAGUCGUUCGAACAAUAGCACCAAAUACUAAAUGUGAUAAUCAAAUAUUUUAUCAAAAAAAUCUAUCGAAUAAUAAACAAAAAAUCGUUCUAUUCAAGUCAUAUAAUAAAUCAACAAAUAUCAUUCCAAAUCCAGUAUUAGUUUCUAUAGAUGAAAAUACUAUAAAUAAUGAUGUGAAUGAUUCAAUUAAUACUUUACCAAUAAAUUCAAAUGGAAAGAUCUAA